AUGAGCGCCACGCGUCGCGCCCGCCCACCGGCGAGGCUGGCGCGUGGCCUGGGCCCCCGCUCCUCCGCCGGCGCGCUCAGCCGCCUGGGGCAAGUGCGUCCCUGCCCUGGCCUCGUCCGCGCGCCCCCAGCGGGGCACCUCAAGUCUCCUCCAGCUGUGGCCUUCUGGGCCCUGGGAAAGGCCUCCCCAACCUCCGGGCCCCCAGACACCCACGGAGACACUCCAGCUUCAGGGCGCUCUGUCAAGAAGUGCCUGCACCCUGCGCCUUUCAUCCAGACUAAUCCGGCUGCAGUGACUCUUGUUCAAGGGACGAUCACUUUGGAUAGCUUAUCACAGCUCCUCUCACAAUACUCCUGGUGCGCACGUCACAAGUCCACAGGAUCAAGAACCAAGUCGGUUUUGCUCUCAGGGGCUCUUGGGGCCACCAGUCAAGAGACUCCCUCAUUCUGGUCCUGCUGUGUGAGGAUGCUGAGGGGGACCCAGCAGAAAGCAAGCCUCCUCUCCACCUGGGACCUGGCACGAAGCCUGGAUGCGUUCUCCGCCCCACCCCUGCCCCAGUGUUCCGGCCCCUUCCACUUGCAGCAUCCCACUGGGGCCCUACCUCAGCGCAGCCUCCUCUGCCUGACGCGGGGCACGUCCAGGCCUGGGCUCCGUGUGUGCCAGGGCCUCGUGGUGCAGGGACAGCCGGCUGUGGCCUCUUCAAGGAUGCUGGUUAGACAUCAGGAAACCCAGGACCUAGUGCGUCUCUGGCACCAGCUUGCUGUGACCCCCUGGGCCUCAGUUUCCCCCGGAAGUUAA
Molecule: messenger RNA, 798 nt
Organism: Physeter macrocephalus (sperm whale)
Lineage: Eukaryota; Metazoa; Chordata; Mammalia; Artiodactyla; Physeteridae
Exons: 5
Coding region: 1-798 (265 amino acids)
Source: RefSeq, a predicted model, not a curated record